Messenger RNA from Suillus subalutaceus, 1087 nucleotides. RefSeq lists its product as uncharacterized. NCBI's taxonomy places the organism in Eukaryota, Fungi, Basidiomycota, Agaricomycetes, Boletales, Suillaceae. The coding region runs from base 90 to 1070 and encodes 326 amino acids. The record is from RefSeq and is a predicted model, not a curated record. The transcript is spliced from 6 exons.
UCACCAUUGGAUAGGGCGCGCUGAGUACUUGGUCUGUUGUCUUCCCCAAGUAACAUCCUUUUACCUAGUCCGCCAACAAAUUUUGGGCCAUGUCAUCCGACCCCCCAUCGACAGAUCUGUGGCUCGAGCGAUCUCGUCUCGAUGGAAUGAUAUUGGGAGCAGCAUCUUAUGGCGGAUUCGUCAUCCUUACAGUGCAAGCUGCGAUCGCUCUCAUGCAACGGCCUCGACAUGGGGGGAAGAUUGCAGAACAUCGGUUCACCCUUCUUGCCUACGUCUUUAUAACGUUUGUAUGCGGGACAAUAGGCUUCGCUGCGAACGCAAAAUACACAGAGAUGAUCUGGAUAGACCUUCGUGGUACGCCUGGUGGGCCGGUCGCAUUAAUUGAGAAUGAAAUGAAUUACUCCAUCAAUGUUAUGGCGAUUGCCUGUUACUUCGUUAUGGAGUUGUUUAUGCAAGCGCUGCUUCUUCACCGAUGUUUUGUGAUAUGGAAUUGGGCAAGAUACGUGAUGGUCCCGAUGAUCACCCUCUAUAUUGGCAUGAUCGCAAUGGCUAUUCUUGUCUUGAUCCAGUCGAGCGCCGGUGCCGUAUUCUACAAUAUCAACACCGAGCUAGCCUACCUCUCCCUCGAAGUGGGACUCACUGUCACGUACUCCGUCCUCGUGACGAGUCGUUUGCUCUCCAUGCGAGGCAUGAUGAGGCAAAUCAUACGGGAAUAUGAUUCCAGCACCUAUAACACCAUCGUCCUCAUGGUCGUUGAGUCCGCCAUGGCAUACAUUGCAUACGCCAUUGUUUUCAUAGUUUCCUUUGGUAUGCAUAGCAAUGUCGACAAUCUAUGUUUCCUGUCUAUCAGCCAUGUCCAGGGCAUGGCCCAAUUGCUCAUCAUCAUCCGUGUAGCAAGGGGGCGAGCAAUCACUUCGGAGCAAACACGAGCUGCUGCACGUACGACUAUAGCAUUCUCAGCGACUGUAUCUGACGAAACAGGGGAGAACGAUAUUGAGCGAACAGCAGGGUCUGAAGAAGGCCGUGUCGAGUCCGGUUCGGAGAAGGCGACUGAAGUGGACACAGCAUGAAGAUGAUGUGAGGUUGU